Boeremia exigua is the source of this 1280-nucleotide messenger RNA. Its product is annotated as putative carbonyl reductase. The transcript is spliced from 2 exons. The record is from RefSeq and is a predicted model, not a curated record. Bases 246 to 1217 code for a protein of 323 amino acids. Lineage: Eukaryota; Fungi; Ascomycota; Dothideomycetes; Pleosporales; Didymellaceae.
CCAGUAACCCAGUAAAGAGGCAGCCUUGCCGCCCCAGCGCGGCAAGGCUGCUCGGCCUCGCUGCGGUGAGAUUGUUAGUAGCAUGAGCAAUACGUGUGCUAGACAAAGACCGGAGAUGCCCGUCAACGGACGAAGUGAACCUUGCUCGUUAUCGGAAAAGACCUAUAUAAGACUUGUAAGUUGUAGCAAGGUCCAACAACACUGAGUCCUUCCGAUCAUCACCUAGCACAGUCCCAAUCGGAAACAUGACCUUCCACCCUGACUCGCUUCCCGAUCUGACUGGCAGGGUGUAUGUUGUGACAGGAGCAACAUCGGGCGUAGGCUACCACACCGCCGCUCGCCUUGCCGAACACAAUGCCCACGUCUUCAUCUGCGCGCGCACAGCCGAAAAAGGCUCUGCCACCUUGUCCCGGAUUCGCAGCACAUCUCCCGCAGCGACCCUUAGCGUCCUUACAAUGGACCACGAGCGUCUAUCCAGCGUAGUUGAAGCCGCGAAGCAGUUUGUAUCGUCGCAAAAUCGCCUCGACGGCCUCAUCAACAAUGCUGGCAUUAUGGCAACGCCGUUCGCGCUGACAGCUGACGGAUACGAAGCGCAAUGGCAAACGAACUACCUUGCACACUACGUAUUUACCUUCCACUUGCUCCCUGUAAUGCUCCGAACUGUACAACGAGCAGCGCAUGCCGGUGCAUCUCCUGGGAGCGUACGUAUCGUCAACCUUUCGUCGUCAGGCCACUAUCUCUCUGCGCCAAAGGAAGGCAUAGUAUUUGCCGACACCAACUUAGAACAUGCAAGCGGUAUGACCCGUUAUGGGCAGUCGAAGCUUGCCAACGUCCUUCACACCAAGACGCUGAACAAGCUGUACGGCCCGGAUUCACCAUCCGCGAGAGCCGGAGAGGGCGAGGUUUGGGUCACGGCUGUAAAUCCUGGCUUCGUGAAGAGCGAACUGGGCGUCAAAGCGGAUUUGCCACUGUAUAUGAGUAUGGCGGCUAUGGCUUCUCGAUGGUUAGGAGCUGAAUUUGACACGGACAGAGGGAGCUGGACGAGCUUGUACUGCGCUGCUAGCGCGGAUAUGAGGAAAGAGGAGAGCGGAAAGUACUUUCAGCGUAUUGCAGAUCCAAACGGAAAGUUGAGCUCAAGCGCAAAAGAUGAACAGCUUGCAGCUGAUCUAGAAAAAUGGACAAAAGACGUGCUACGUCAAGGCGGAUGGCUGGAAUAAGCAGCCAGAGUUUGAUAUCCACCAUAUGCAGAUCUCAUUAUAACAUCAAGGACGACUCAUGAC